This is a messenger RNA of Cryptotermes secundus, 1211 nucleotides long. Its product is annotated as glucose-induced degradation protein 4 homolog. The transcript is spliced from 4 exons. Gene Ontology annotation, biological process: protein targeting to vacuole; protein catabolic process in the vacuole; proteasome-mediated ubiquitin-dependent protein catabolic process. Bases 109 to 765 code for a protein of 218 amino acids. The record is from RefSeq and is a predicted model, not a curated record. Gene Ontology annotation, cellular component: extrinsic component of membrane; GID complex. Lineage: Eukaryota; Metazoa; Arthropoda; Insecta; Blattodea; Kalotermitidae.
CUUUGGGCUCGAGAUUUGUUAGGAUACGGCCAUCUUUAGCAGCAUUACUGUAGACAUUUUUAGUUUGUAAAUAUAGAGGUGCAGUUUGUAAUAUAUGUAAAUGACACGAUGCCGGUUAAAGUAGACAUAGUUCCACCGCCUCCAGCAAAUUCUAAGCAGCCAGGUGUUACACGUUCCUUACUGUAUAAUGGUUCAAAGUUUCAGGGCCAUCAGAAGUCUAAAGGAAAUAGCUACGAAGUUGAAGUAGUUCUGCAGCACGUUGACGAAGAAAAUUCCUAUUUAUGCGGUUACCUCAAGAUUAAAGGACUAACAGAAGAAUUCCCAACCCUCACGACAUUUUUUGAUGGUGAAAUUAUUAGUAAAAAGUAUCCAUUCUUAACAAGAAAGUGGGAUGCAGAUGAAGAUGUAGACAAAAAACAUUGGAGUAAAUUCGGAUCCUUCUACCAGUAUGCAAAAACGUUCAAUUCCGACAAUUUCGACUAUGAAGGCCUGAAAACAACCGACUACGUCUUCAUGAGGUGGAAAGAGCAUUUUCUUGUUCCUGACCACACAAUCAAGGAUAUUAAUGGAGCAUCAUUUGCAGGAUUUUACUACAUCUGUUUUCAGAAAUCAGCAGCUACGAUCGAAGGCUACUAUUACCAUAGGAGUUCGGAAUGGUACGACUGUAAACUAUGUGAUAAGCUGUACCAACCCCAGCUCUGGUAUCAGUCUCUGACAUUAAGUCAUGUUCCAGAACACAGUAUACAGAUCUAUGAGUUCAGAUGAAAGUGGAGCAAAGGAAUUGGAUUUAUUCAUGUUGAGAUGUACUAUAACACCUGUUACAAAUUUGGACUUAAUUUUGUGUCGCAAGGUGCAGAAGCAAAUGUAAUUUGGUCAGUGAUGAUUUAGCAAAAUGAGAAUGGAACAAUAUAUUCUUUUGCUAAUCCCUUACUGGAUAAAUAUGCUCAUUCACUACAAAGCAUGAAAGCGUUUUGUAAUUUUCAUGUUAGGAGAGUGACGAGCUGUUGUUAAUUUUUAUUUUUAAUUAACAUUUUUUUUUAAGUUUAAUUUUUCCUUGAAAGCUUAAUGUCAAGGAGUGUAAUGAGUUAUACUUGUUGCAUAUUACUGGAUUGAAUGUACAGUAACAGCAUGUUUCACAGUGCUCUGUUGUAUUUGUGUUUAUAUAACCACAGUAUAUUAUUCCAGAAAUACAUGUAAUUGGUAGCAUAAUA